UUAGUUGCUUAGUUAACCCUUGCACCUUACCUUGCCUAGCAACUUAGGUUAGUUUUGUUUAAGUGCCAUUAAGUUUUAAAACCGCCUAUUCACCCCCCCUCUAGUCGGCCUCCUUGAUCCUACAAGUUGUAUCAGAGCUUGGUCUCUCAUUUUGUGGACUUAACUAUUCCGAGAGAAAAGGAUGGCUUCUAGAGAUAUAGUACACACGGGUGGUGACCCUCCUAUGUUUGAUGGCACAAAUUAUGCACAAUGGAAAAUCCACAUGAUUUCUUAUUUUACGGCCAUGAGCCCAAAAAUAUGGUGGAUUGUAGAUGUGGGCUUUUCUCAUGCUUUGGAUGACCAUGCUCCAACAAGUGGGCAAGAUAAAUGCCUACAUCUCGAUGCUCAAGCUACUAAUGCUUUAUUUUGUGGUUUGAGUGAUGACAUGUUUAAUGAAGUAUGCAAUCUCAAGAGUGCACAUGCUAUGUGGGUAAAGCUUAAAGAAAAAUAUGAAGUGCCCACACUUGUUGAGAAUGGUUGCACACAAGAAUCGAUGUCGGGUGAAGACUCCACCUCCUCAAGUGAUGAUGAGGAGCUCCCAAUACCAUCCACAUCACCUCAUUGCUUAAUGACAAAUUGUAAGAAUGAGGUAAAGAAUGAUUCUCUCGAUAGUAUUAUUGAAAAUACUUGUGUUGUUGAUGAUGGUGGUGAUGAUGAUGAACCUUCAUAUGAUGAUCUUUUUAACAUUCUUAGGGAGGCUAGUAAAUACAUUGCCAAAGAGAAGAAGAAAAAAUCAAAUUUUAGAGAAAACUCUUCUCUCUUUGAAAGACUCAAAUGUGGAGCUAAUAAAUUCUUAUAAGGAACUUUGUGAUUCUUAUAAGAAGAUAAAAGAAGCUUAUGAGUCUCUUCUCAUUGGAAAUGCAUUUAGUAAGCCAAAGGUGGACAUAGGCAUCACAUGUAAUUUAAUUGAUGAUGAUAUGCCAUGUGUAGCUAGCUCAUGUAGUACAUCUAAGGCUAGUGUGUCCACCUCUUGUGAUGACUUGUUAGAUGUACCUUGUAGCUCAAGCAUAGAUGAAAAUUCUUGUUCUUCCUCCUCUAUGUAUAUUGUUGCUAACCUUGUAGAGGAAAACAAGCAAUUACAAGCCCAAGUCAAAGAUUUAAAAGAAGACUUGGAUAGAAGCUACAAAGGGAAGAACACACUUGACGAAAUCCUAAGCAAGCAAAAGAGCACAAAUGACAAGUGUGGACUUGGCUUUCAUCGCAAGGAGAAUGCUAAGAAGACAAGACACAUGCCUAGAUAUGCAAGGAAGCAUGCAUACUUAAGAAAUGAUGGAAAGAAAAAUGUGAGUAAGAACCAUCCUCACAUUACAUGUUUUGGUUGUCAUGAGAAGGGACACUUUGCCUCCGUGUGCGCAAACAUGAAGGAUGAGAAGUGCAACUUCAAAUUGAGGCAAACCGGCAAGAAGCAAGACAAAACGACAAGUCAUAGAGGUCAAAACCUAACUUGCUACAAUUGCCGCAAAAAGGGACAUAUUGGUAAAAAUUGUCCCAUAGGUAAUACUCCUAAGCCUAAUAUUAUUUUUGAUGAUUAUGUGCUUAGGAAAAAUAGGCAAGGCAAUGUGUUUGCUAGAUAUGUUGGUUUACCUAGACUUGCACCUAGAAGGAGGACCAUUUGGGUGCCUCGUAUUUUGGUAACUAACAUUGAUGGACCCAAUUUUGUUGGGGACCAAAAUGUGCCAAAAUGAGAAUAUAGGUACAUGAGAGGCAUUGGAGUUUUGGCCUAUGCGAGAAAAUGUGAUUCUCACCAAGUUCAAGAAUUGGAGCCAAUAAUGAGGAUGGAGAAUUCACAUCAAGGACCAAUGCCAUCUCGAGUCAAUUUGAUGUUCUUGCUGAAGCUGGGAGUUCAAUCAUAUAAGUUAGUCUCAUUCUAACUUAGUUCUCAAGUAUAGAUUAGAUAGAUGGUUUAAGUCUAUAGCAAAACAGUAGAGUUGAGUCAUUCUAUGGCUUCUGUUGUAACAGUUAGCCACAAUCUUGUAAAUACCCUAAUAUUAUUAUGUAAUAAUAUCUCCUUUGAAACCUUGACUAAAUGUAUGCAAUGAAGAACCAGAUUGUUGAACCUGUAUCAAUCUACUGAUCCAGGGCUUGAUACAGUUUUAAUAUGUCGGUUUCCGAAUUAUUAGUUUUGGGACCCGACAGACUGGUACCGAUAUCGUGGUCUCGUAGGAAGCGGUUCAUGUUAUUUUUCCUACGACACACUCAUGUCAGGUGCCGUUGUAUAGUGGUGCCGGAUUAGGGUGUGACAGAUCAGUACAUUUGUAGUACUAGGCAAAUUUUGCUAACUUCUAUAUCGUGAUUUCGCGAAUUUAGUUGCUAGACACAAAAAAAAGUUAAUCUUUGAAAAAAAUCACUCUCAAAAUGUGGUUAUUUGCUAUACACCCUUCAUUAGAAUAUUCAUUCCUAGUUGAACAGGAGAGAAAAAUAAUAGAAACUAUCAUAUCGGCAUCCUCCCCUUUUCUCAUCGUCUUUCUGCUUGCAUCGUGUAGCUUCGUAGCAAGUCACCUAGGGCCAAGCGACCGACAGAGGUCUCUCAUCCUCCGUCUCUCUCCCCAAUGGCCCUAGCGACUGGCAUGGACAUCUUGCCUCCACCAAUGGUGAAACUGCGAAAGGUAGAGGCGUGCGUACAGUGAUGACAAAGGCAACGACGUCGAAGGAUAGCAUCGGUGGAUCUCAUGAUGGCCACAGGUAAAAAACAGGGGUGUUGGAUCCGUCAUCCGCCCCGUGUACCACCGCUUCAGGAUAUGUUGUCACAUGCCUCGGCAACGUCCUCUCCGCUGUCUCACCAAGCCAGGGAUGGAGUCCAAUGGGCUUAGGGGGGUUCACAGGCGCCCAGCCUAAUUUUCAGAUUUAGUACUUACCCCCUAUUUUCACCACAUGGGAACCCCUCGACCCAAAUUCGUGCACCACCCCUGGCCCAUGAGCAAGUCAUGGAAGACCUGAGGCCCAUGAAAAUAGCGCCCCAUCUGGGCCACCGGGAGCGAGAGCGACGCCUCGAGCGUUAAUCACAGCCACGCCGGCACCGCACAUCUCUUCGACUCCCGUUUUUCGCCUUUUGUCUUUCUUUUUCCCGCGAUACGGCAUCUGAGUGGCUGUGUGUCUGUUCGUCUUUGAUCCAACGCAAUCUCCUCUCACCACAGUUUGCCGAGUCGCCGUCUACUCCUGUCGCUCAACCGCUGGUCGCCGACUCACCAUUGCUCGCCGUCCUAGCCUGCUGCUGGUCGCCCUAGCUGGCAGCCCGCAGCAUUACGGCGGCACUGCGGCAGCGAGCAGCCAGACUACAGGGGCAGCCUGCAGCUAGCAGCGGAGCACUCAGCAGUGCACAAGCAAGAGACUAAAGAGAGGGACAAGGACUCCUGCUGUCCUGCUGCCAUCAGUCCAUCAACCAUCACUUAGUAAAAUUGCUAUUAUGGAUUACUUAUCGAUGAUAUUGAGAUUGACAGCUUUGAGACCGGGGAUGUAUUUUAUAUAGAUUGAACGUCUUUUAUGUAAUUUUUGAUGUUUCCCUUCGCGGUUUCUUUUCGUCUUAUAUUUCAGUAAGCACUUUUACUUGCUACUCAACGAUUUUUUUUAUCAAUAGUUAUCUACAAAUGAACAACUAUCAUUAUUUAGAGUAAAUGCCGCCAUCUAUACAGUAAAGUAGUGCACCACCCUUAAUAUGGUUCCAGCUCCGCCACUACACCAAGCCGCCAACACCGGAUCUGCCGUCGCUCCAUCCCCUUGACGUAAAAUCGGUUGUCACUGAGCGCUCUGUGUCAUGAUAUCGGAAUAUAUAAAGGCUGGCGGAAGGGGCGCGCGAUGGGGUGUGCCACGUACGCGUUUUGCUACAGUACGCGUGGUGGAAAUUUACAAAAAAGCCCUCUGUUUUGUUCGUAAUUCGUCCGGCGUCCCUCGCCAACCAUCCUCUGAGCUGUAGGGGUGGGCAUUCGGUCUAACCGAGAAAUUCGGUUCGGUCUUUCGGUCUUUUUAAAAUUUCAGUCAUCAAAAACUCAAGACCGAUCGGUCC
Messenger RNA from Oryza sativa Japonica Group (Japanese rice), 4039 nucleotides. The record is from RefSeq and is a predicted model, not a curated record. Lineage: Eukaryota; Viridiplantae; Streptophyta; Magnoliopsida; Poales; Poaceae.